UUAUGUGUUGGACUUUGUUUAUAAAUUACAGCCUCUUUUCUUUACCUUUUGCCUUCUAUCCAUUCCAUCCUUUCUUUGUAGCUUUUCAGAAAUUGAAACUUGAGCCAGUUUCUUUUAUUAUAUAUGUAUAUCUCUUAGUGAUCUGUUUAUGUUCCUGGAGCUUUUGGGUUAUUUAAUUGAUUUCUAAUGUAUUUAAUGUUUCCUCUCCCCAACUGUGAAUUUAUGAUGGUCUGCUGUAUUUAGGAUGUAAGAAGAACUGAACAAGGAUUAAUCCCUGUUCUGCUGACUCAGAGUAGAUAUAAACAGUGAACAUUGAAUAGAGGUGAAGUAAAACUGAGGUGUGGAUCAGUGGAUGAAAGUUUGUAGCUCACAUUAUCACUUGACUCUUAAUCAGAGAUUCAUAGGAGCGUGGGUUUGGAGUUGGUGGCCUGGUGGGUCUCUCCAUACUGGUUUUUUAUUUGUGGACCCAACACUCACCAUCAACUUCAGUCAUCAUCUCAAGCCCCACAUCAUCUCCCAAGCAAUCAAAAGCAUCCCCAGCCCCUUGUACAUUUCAGUUAAGAUCUCCCUGUUUGGCAGUUCUUAGAGCUUUUGAUAUCCAUUGAUCAAAUCGAGGUCUUCUUCUCUUGGAUUUAAUUAUCAAGCACAACAUAGUAUAAUCUUUUAUUAAUUCUUCUCCUUUUGCGUGUGUCGUUUGGUUUCUCCAGAAAUAAGAAACAAUGAAGCUCCAGUAAAAUUCAGACUUCAGACCGGGUGAGGGUGUCAUAUUUAAUGCUAGAUAGGCUGGCCGGGAACCUGGGUUGAUUUCUUCCCCUUCUUUCAUUUCUCUCUCCUUGGUUUCUUCUCUUGAAAACUGCAAAAACAAGGAAAGACAGUUCAUAGGAAAACAGAUAACCCAUUGAUGUAUACCUUCAGUCUCUCCAUAUUCUCUUAAGACAGAAAGCAAUCCCCAUAUUCUCUAACACAGAAAGCCAGACUCAAGGACCCAUCUCUCCAAAACCUUCAGAUCCCUCUCACAGUCUCACCUCUCCUCUCUCUCUCUCUCUCUCUGGUACUAUUUUAGUGUAUCGGAAGUAUCCAUCUCUGAAUUCCCAUUUUCUCCAUCUGGGUUCUCGUCUACAAUGAGAGAUAUAGCAUCUUGUUUGGGCGAAUACGCCAUAAAAGUAAAUGAUCCUUCUUGUGCGGGCACUUCAACGCAUGGUUGUCGUCCUCCAACAUCAUUGAUUCCUUCAAUCCAGAAUGCAGUCACCUGUGUCUACAAAGUAAAGCUCUCCACCCAGAAGCAAAUCCUGAUCACAAUAACCUGGUCUAAGAAUUUCAUGGGUCAAGGCUUCAGCAUCAACUGCGGCGACGACCCAUCUUCUGCACUCAAAGUCAACACCAAUUCACGGUUAUUCAGGAAAAAGAAAGGCAGCCGGAUAUUGGAAUCUGAUAAUUCUAAGAUUGAAGUCUUCUGGGAUCUCUCCACAGCUAAGUAUGACUCUGGUCCUGAACCAGUUGACGGAUUCUAUAUUGUGGUCCUGGCUGACUCCGAGCUUGGACUGGUCCUUGGAGACAUGGGUGAAGAAGUGGUCUGCAAGAAGUUCAAGGCUGUUCUCUCGGUUGCCCAAUUCUCUUUGAUCUCCCGAACAGAGCAUUUCUCAGGGAAUCCUUUGUAUUCAACCAAGGCGCAAUUCUGCAAUACUGGGACGGCCCACGAAAUUUUGAUCAGAUGCAGUGGAGAAGACGAAGGGUUGAAGUAUCCAGUGCUAUCAGUCUGUAUCGAUAAGAGGAAGGUAAUUCGAGUGAAGAGGUUGCAGUGGAAUUUCAGAGGGAACCAGACCAUCUUUGUUGAUGGGUUGCUGGUUGAUAUGAUGUGGGAUGUUCAUGACUGGUUCUUCAACCCAGACUCUGGAUAUGCUGUUUUCAUGUUUAGGACAAGAAGCGGGUUGGACAGCCGGUUGUGGUUGGAGGAGAAGACAGCGCAGAAGGACCAAGAGAGAGUUGAGUUUUCUUUGUUGAUCUAUGCCUGUAAGAACCCAUAAAGAAAUUUCUUGUUUCCAUUUUUUUUCAAUUUUAUUUUCUCUCUCUUUCAAUUCUCUUUCUUCUGGGGAGAAUGAAUGUAGUUAUUCAUUUGAUGAUGAUUAUAGGAAAGAAAAAAACAGAAAAUACUUGGCAAUGACAUUCUGGUUUUU
This is a messenger RNA of Nelumbo nucifera (sacred lotus), 2174 nucleotides long. RefSeq lists its product as uncharacterized. NCBI's taxonomy places the organism in Eukaryota, Viridiplantae, Streptophyta, Magnoliopsida, Proteales, Nelumbonaceae. The record is from RefSeq and is a predicted model, not a curated record.